Molecule: messenger RNA, 3105 nt
Organism: Momordica charantia (bitter melon)
Lineage: Eukaryota; Viridiplantae; Streptophyta; Magnoliopsida; Cucurbitales; Cucurbitaceae
Product: ABC transporter A family member 2
Biological process (GO): lipid transport; transmembrane transport
Cellular component (GO): membrane; intracellular membrane-bounded organelle
Molecular function (GO): ATP hydrolysis activity; lipid carrier activity; ABC-type transporter activity
Source: RefSeq, a predicted model, not a curated record
GAGGCAUCUUAAGAUACAACUGAAUUUCAGCUGCUUCCUUGAUUUUGAUAUUCCAUAAUUCACAGAUCCAAAGAAGCAGAGAAAACAGAGCGAAGAGCUACACUAAGAUCUGGAAAUCAUGGAAUUAAGAAGCGGGUUUCCGCUUCUACUCCAGCAAUUUCAGGCGCUGUUUAAGAAGAAUCUCUUGCUUUCAUGGCGGAGCAAGUGGGCUACUUUUCUACAGCUAUUUUCCUCUCUCUUUUUCAUAUUCCUCAUAUUCUGUAUUCAGAAAGCCAUGGAGGCUCGCUUCAGCUCCUCCACUGCCAUGAGCGAUGUUCAUCCUGAACUCCAGGCUAACCCUCCCAUCCCGCCUUGCGAGGACAAGUACUACGUAAAGCUUCCUUGUUACGACUUUGUGUAUAGCGGCAGUUCAAGUGCCAAGGUUCGUGACAUUGUCGGAGCUAUAAUGGCCAAUAAUCCCGGCCGACCCAUUCCUCCAAAUAAGGUUCGAUCAUUUGGUACACCUGCUGAAGUAGAUGAAUGGCUUUUUAACAAUCCCAUGACUUGCCCUGGCGCCUUGCAUUUCACACAAAGAAAUGGGACUGUGAUUAGUUACGGUAUACAGACUAACUCAACUGCUGUGGCAGAGAGAGGGCACUAUGAAGACCCCACCUUUAAAUUUCAGAUUCCACUUCAGAUUGCUGCAGAGCGUGAAAUUGCUCGAUCUUUGAUUGGGGUUCCCAACUUUAGCUGGAUUAUCAACUUCAUGGAAUUUGCACACCCUCCAGUGGACAACUUUUCUGCAGUGAAUACUGUUGGGUCAACAUUUUUCCUAGCCAUUGCCAUGUUUGGUUUUGUUCUUCAAAUUAGUUCCUUGAUCACAGAAAAAGAGCUCAAACUUCGUCAGGCAAUGACGAUGAUGGGUCUGUAUGAUACUGCAUAUUGGCUGUCAUGGCUCACAUGGGAAGGAAUUACCACACUUAUUGCAUCUCUUUUCACGGUUCUAUUUGGAAUAAUGUUUCAGUUUGAUUUUUUCUCUAAAAACAAUUUUGCAGUUGUGUUUCUCGUCUUCUUUCUCUUCCAACUCAAUAUGGUUGGAUUUGAUUUUCUGUUAUCAGCCUUUAUAAGCAAGUCGUCUUCAUCCACUACUGUGGGCUUCUCCAUCUUUAUCGUUGGAUUUCUCACUCAGCUUAUCACUGCAUUUGGAUUUCCUUAUUCAUAUGACUUUUCAAAGUUCUUUCAAAUCGUCUGGUCCUUUUUCCCACCUAAUCUUCUAGCUAAAGCUCUUUCUCUGCUCUCCGAUGCAACUUCCAGCCCAGCAGGCCAAGGAAUCAGCUGGAGUAGACGGAUGGAGUGUGCUCCAAAUGAUACUGAAUGUGUCAUAACUUUAAAUGAUAUUUAUAUAUGGCUUAUGGGGACAUUCUUCUUAUGGUUUUUCUUGGCCAUCUACCUUGACAACAUUAUACCAAAUGCAGCUGGUGUGAGAAAAUCGGCCUUUUACUUUUUAAGGCCAGGAUAUUGGACAGGGAAAGGAGGAAGUAAAUUGAAGGGUGGCAUCUGCAGUUGCUUGGGCACACUUCCAGUACUGGAGCCUAUUACUCCAGAUGAUGAAGAUGUCCGUGAAGAGGAAAACACGGUGAAACAACAACUUUCAGAUGGAAUAAUGGAUUCAAAUGUCGCGGUUCAAAUAUGUGGCCUUGCAAAGACCUAUCCUGGAGCUUGGAAGACCAACUGUGGUUUCUGCUGUAAAUGCAAGAAAACUCCACCUUAUUAUGCUGUCAGGGGCUUAUGGGUGAACUUUGCAAAGGAUCAACUAUUUUGUCUCCUUGGACCAAAUGGUGCUGGGAAAACCACAGCAAUCAGUUGUUUGACUGGAAUUACACCAGUGACUGGUGGAGACGCAUCAAUAUACGGAUAUUCUGUUUGUGACUCUGUUGGCAUGGCAAACAUUCGUAGAAUUGUUGGUGUUUGUCCCCAGUUUGACAUCCUGUGGGAAGUCUUGUCUGGGAAAGAACACCUCCAUCUUUUUGCUACAAUAAAAGGCCUCCCACCAUCUUCCAUAAAAUCUAUCGCAGAGAAGUCAUUGGAAGAAGUAAGACUCACUCAGGCUUCAAAGAUGAGAGCUGGGAGUUACAGUGGGGGAAUGAAACGUCGAUUAAGUGUUGCCAUAGCUCUUAUCGGUGAUCCGAAGUUGGUCAUCUUAGAUGAACCGACAACUGGAAUGGAUCCAAUAACAACGAGGCACGUAUGGGAUAUCAUCGAGGGUGCAAAGAGAGGGCGCGCAGUUCUUUUAACAACUCAUUCUAUGGAAGAAGCUGAUAUCUUAAGUGACUGCAUCGGAAUCAUGGCGAAGGGAAGGCUCCGUUGCAUUGGAACCUCAAUCAGGUUGAAGUCGAGAUUUGGUGCUGGCUUUGUCGCCAAUGUUAGUUUUGCCAAUACCAAAUCGACUGGCCAUGAAGAAAUUAAGCAGUUCUUCAAAUCUCGCUUGGAUAUUCUACCCAAGGAAGAGCACAAAUCUUUUCUAACAUACAUCAUUCCUCAUGACAGAGAAAAGCUUCUGACGAGAUUCUUUGGUGAACUUGAGGAGAGAAAGGGAGAGCUUGGAAUAUCUGAUAUCCAACUCAGUCUUACAACCCUUGAAGAAGUUUUCUUGAACAUUGCAAAACAGGCAGAGCUGGAAAGUGCUGCAGCUGAUGGAACUAUGGUGUCUCUAACUCUAACUACAUCUGGCCACAUUGUUAAGAUACCAGUAGGAUCUAGAUUUGUGGGAAUUCCAGGGACAGAGACUGCAGAGAAUCCAACGGGGAUUAUGGUAGAAGUUUACUGGGAACAAGAUGACUCCGGUGCCCUCUGCAUAUCCGGUCACUCUGAAGAAAUUCUGGUGCCCCCCAACGUGCAGCCAUUGGCUUCCAUGAGAUCCCUCUCUUUGAGAUCAGCUUCACAGAGACAUGGCAUUGUGUAUGAUCCUGAACAAGUAGCUGCUUACAAUUCUCAUUGAACCUACCACCCUUUCUCCUACUUCCAUGCUUCCAGUUUUGUAGAUUUAUAAAUUUGGCAUGGAAAUUUUUGAGCUUGAUUCAUUUAUAAAUGGAUGUUAAUUGUGAUUAGACUUCUCGUCUUCUUUCC